AACCUAUGAAGGAUCUAACUACCACUGAGCAAUAUAGUCCAUUUUCCAACGUCAUUCGUCAUCAACUCCAACCUGAACAGUUCUAAGGACUCUGACCUAAUCAUCGAAAGCAGUACAUGAGUUCUGCACUACAGACUGUUACUGCAGAGAAGGACCUACAGCUAUAGAUGUCACCCUAGGUCAUAAUUCAAGCUUGCUUAGCUUUCCUAUAGGAGACAUCACCAUCUGUAUCACUUCAUUAAUAUUGUGUGAAAUUGGACCUUAUUUCUGAAUUAACAUCUGAUUGUAGCUGUCAAGAGUGAUAUGACUGGUUGUGUUCAGCAUUACAGAUUUUUCAGGGUCAUCGAAUGUAUACCAAGACCUACAUGGCAACAUUCAGCAUAUGUCAUUCAAGUUCCAGGAUUUGGGCUACUUAAGAUUACCAUUUGCUACUACUAUGUAUUGGAAGAAGCUUACACAGUGCCAGCACACACUGAAGACACCUCAAGGUUUGAUCAAACCUUUUAUUAUCUGAAGAAUAUAAACAAAAUGAAGAGACAAGCUACACUGUUUAGUUUUUUCGAUUCAUCCAAAAAGAAAAAAACAAUACAGUCUCAGGAAUUGGACUUGUGUGUAAAUGACAUUAAUAAUAAUGUUGUAGCUAACACUGAGAAGGAUGCUGUUCUUAAUGAAAAUACUAUAUAUGAAAUUGACCAUGAAGUUCCAAUGGAACAGGUUGAUAGGCAUGAUAUUGAAAGUGUUGUUGGCAAUGAUGAUGGUACAGUUUCAGAUGUGUUAACAGUUGAAGAGGCAUGUACAAGCACUAUAUCAUGUUGGUCCAAAAAACAAUUUGAAUAUUUUAGCAAGUUGUUUCCAUGGAUCCAGGUUAAAAAUGGAAAAUUAGGUUGCAAUGUGUGUAGUAAGGUCAGAGGGUCUUUGGGAAUAGAAAAAGCUAAGGCAUGCCAUGUUUCAGAGGAGUGGAGUAACUUUUUAGUAAAACCAAGUGGCACCCUCAAAUUGAUUCAGCAGGCCUCUGUUCGCAAAAAAAUUAGAGAGCACAGUGUUUCUAAAUCUCACAAUAAAGCAGAGAAACUUCAGAAUACCGCCAAAAUUGGCAUAUUACCAACAGCAAUGGACAGGCUCAAUGAGAAAGCUAUAGCUGCGACAAUUCAUAUUUUUAAUAUAGUAUACAGUUUAGCUUUAAAUAAUAAGCCUAUGGCUGACAUAGAAGGAGAAGUUCAAUUGCAGAAAAUUAAUGGUGUGGAUGUUGGAGUAGGCCUUCACUCAAGGAAAACUGCCAUUACGAUAAUUCAACAUAUAUCCUCACAAAUAAGGAAGGCUUUAUUUUCUAAAAUUGCCAGUUGUAAGAGCAAAUUAUGUGUCAUAAUUGAUGAAUCCUCAACUGUGGCACAGAAAAGUGUUUUAGUCAUCUAUAUUCGUUGUGAGCUUUCAACACAUCAGGAUCCUGUCAAUGUAUUUGUGGAUCUUAAAGAGCUUGACUCAACCACUGCUGAGGUGAUAACUGAAACACUUUUCAACUGCUUAAGUGAAAAUGGAUUUGAUAAAGAUUAUUUACAAGAUAAUCUGAUAGGAUUUUGCUCAGAUGGUGCCAGUGCAAUGCUAGGUAGCAAGUCUGGGGUUGCAACUAGAAUUGUAAGAGAAUUUCCAAACAUAGUCAUAUGGCACUGUUUGAGCCACAGGGUUCAACUUGCUCUUGAUGAUGCAAUUAAUUCUGUAUCCCAAGUUAAUCACUUUAAAAUGUUCCUAGAAAAAAUAUAUAGCAUAUAUCAUGUAUCUAACAAACAUCAGUUAGAGCUUCAUAACAUAGCAGCAGAUCUAGAGUUGGAGAUAGUAAAGAUUGGUAGAAUCCUAGGUCCUCGGUGGGUGGCUUGUAGUGCUCGUGCUGCCAAGGCAGUAUGGAGAGCGUAUCCAGCUCUGUAUAAGCACUUUUCGAAUUAUAAGAAUUUCUUGGGAAUGAAGAAAAAAAUGGAAAACUUGUGUUUCCUAAAAGAUCUCGCUUUAAUGAUCGAAAUUCUUGAGGAGCUCUCCCUUUUAUCCCUUGCUUUACAAGACCGGGAUGUUUCUCUUGUCAAAGCAGACAGACUUCUUUGUCGGUGUAUUAGGGCCCUUAAAAACCUAAAAGAAAAUCCAGGGAAGCAUGAAGUUCAGAUUGAUACAAUGAUUAGAACAGAGCCAUUUAAAGAUAUUCCUUUCCAAGUGAGUGCUAAAAACACUGGUCUUCCAAGAGCACAGUUAAUUCAGAGCGUAAUAGACAAUAUGAAAAGUAGGUUGUUUUCCACUGCAAAUACAAGACAAAUGGACAGUGGUACAGUUGUCCAAAACGCAAGCCGCUACAAAAAGUUAUUGUCCUUGUUCUCUUUACUUGAACCCAAUUCUUGGCCAUCUGACCUCACACUAUCUCCGUGGCCAGAAGGGGAAUGUCAAUUAAGACAGUUAAAUGAACUGAUAAAAUGUAACAUUCCAGUUAAUGAUUUCCGGGAUUACAUAGACAACAGAUAUUUUUCAGAUUGCAGCCUGCCACCCUCUAUUCAACAAGCCAAGAAAAUUAUUCGGGUCAUAGCUGUCAGUAGCGCUGAAGCUGAAAGAGGAUUUAGUAUCAUGAAUAACAUUGCCACACAUGAAAGAAGCAGACUUACAGUUUCUAAUAUAUCACAUCUUAUGACAAUCAAAAUUCUUGGCAAACCAAUAUCAAGCUGGGGUCCGGAAAUAUAUGUUAAGUCUUGGUUACGGAGAAACCACCACACUGCCACAGACCUCAGAGUUAAAAAAAAGGCAGCCAAACAAUACGAUGAAAAUUCCACAGCUAUUUGGUCUUUGUUUUAAUGGGAUAGCAAUGGAGUUUAUUUGUGACACUAAAACAAGCACACCGUAGCUGCAGGAGUGACGUCACGAGCCGGCUCCAGAACGCGCGCACGCGAUCCCUUACCACUAGCAGUGCAGCGCUACCGGCCAGGGCGCUAGCAGCAUAAAAUAAGUUUCUCCCACAGCAUAGCCGCUAGUCAGCUGCAGCAAAAAUCUAACCCUGAGGUGUGCUUUGAUCGGGCACACAGCGUAAAAUCAGGUAAUACAGCUGUAUAGACCAGAUCUAAGCAUUUGUACAGUCUUUAUCUGCAGUGGUGGUUUGUUUUCCUUGUUUUUGGUACUGGUGGUUACCACGUGUGCAAAUUCUGGAGUUUAU
This is a messenger RNA of Bufo gargarizans (Asiatic toad), 3178 nucleotides long. RefSeq names its product E3 SUMO-protein ligase KIAA1586-like. Bases 304 to 2823 code for a protein of 839 amino acids. Lineage: Eukaryota; Metazoa; Chordata; Amphibia; Anura; Bufonidae. The transcript is spliced from 5 exons. The record is from RefSeq and is a predicted model, not a curated record. Gene Ontology annotation, biological process: protein sumoylation. Gene Ontology annotation, molecular function: SUMO ligase activity.